AUUUUUAUGUUUGACGCUGUACAUACAUUACAGUACUUAAAUAAAUGACCGUGAUAUAAAAGUAACACGUAUUUCCCAGAGACUGGAGUAGGCCGAGCAUGAACAGCCCACACCUGAACGAGUGGCAGAGGAGGUCCUUUGACAUUUCUUCUGGCACAUAUACACCUGAACAGACGGCUGACGCUUAUCUGGCGCACAUUUUGUCAGUUCAGUAUGCAUGGGCGAGUGCCCAGCUCUCUCCGACCGGAGCUGCCAGCCUGCUCAGGACCUACACAGAACGCUAUGCUGCGGUUCUUGACUCGGAUGACCAACGCACAGGACUAAACAAUUAUGCUGACAGUGCCCUCCAUCUGGCACGCAAUCAGAAAAACCACAGUGACAAAUGGAAGUCUGCUUUAACAGUCGAGAAUGUGUUCAGCCUGCCGUACGUGCAGCGAAUGAUGCAGGCUGGGACAGAUGACAAAGACUCAGAUGCCGACAUUAUUGUUGGUGGAGAGGUUAGCAAAAGUUUGGGUAAAGGUAGUGUUGAGUCUGAUGGUGUGUUAAAACCAGUGCAUAAUCUCAGUGCUGAGGUGGAAACUAAAAUGGGUAACUUGGCAAGAGGAAGGGAAGGAGCACCCACUGGCAUGCCUUUAAUUCAUAAUGCCACUAGAACCCAGGCAGAAGUAACCCCACUCUUUGGUAAUACGGCUCAUAGUUUCCCUUCCAGCUCUGGCUCUUUCCAGCAGUCAAGUGUUGGUAACACAAGUGUUUCCAGUAUUAACAAUCAGCAGUCUGUUUUCUCCUCCUCAACAAAUCCCAGUAAGAGAAAAAACUUUUACAAUUCAGGAACUGAAAGCAACAGAGGUCCAACUUUGCCCCCAUUAGGCCAUGAAGCUGAAAGUUGGGGACGGAGAAAAGAAGAGCCUCCUGGUACUAACUUUAAAACAGCACGAGAGCAGCUAAUUGUUGACCAGAUUAAAAAGCAUUCUCAUCAAGGGCAACGGGGCUCAGCAGCAGCAGCGGGCACAAUAAUGAAAAAAUCCCUGGGGGCAAACCGGUCACGGGGUGCCUUCUCCAAAUUUGUCUCACCAAUGCCAAGACAGGAGGAGGAAGGCAACACAAGGGAUGAACCUUCAAACGAUGCACUGCCUGUUGAUGAACGACUCAAGAACUUUGAACCCAAAAUAAUUGAACUUAUUAUGAGUGAAAUUAUGGACCACGGUCCACCCGUGGCUUGGGACGAUAUUGCUGGCCUUGAAUUUGCCAAAGCCACAAUUAAAGAGAUAGUAGUGUGGCCCAUGUUGCGGCCUGACAUUUUCACUGGUCUCAGAGGUCCACCCAAGGGGAUCCUACUUUUUGGCCCUCCUGGUACUGGCAAAACACUUAUCGGAAAAUGCAUAGCCUGCCAGUCCGGAGCCACAUUCUUUAGCAUCAGUGCUUCCUCACUAACCUCUAAGUGGGUGGGAGAAGGUGAAAAGAUGGUGAGAGCUUUAUUUGCCAUUGCCCGAUGCCAUCAGCCAGCAGUAAUUUUCAUUGAUGAGAUUGACUCCCUGCUUUCUCAGCGCACAGAUGGUGAACAUGACUCAUCUCGCCGAAUUAAGACAGAGUUCCUCGUCCAACUCGAUGGAGCUGCCACUUCUUCUGAGGACCGGAUCUUGGUGGUGGGAGCCACCAAUCGGCCACAAGAAAUCGAUGAAGCUGCUCGCCGACGCCUCGCAAAAAGACUGUACAUCCCUCUUCCUGAGGCUGCCGCUCGUCAGCAGAUAGUGACCAAUCUUAUGUCACUGGAGAAGAGUCAUCUGGCUGCUGAUGAGCUUGAGAAAGUGGUGUCAUGCACAGAGGGGUUUUCGGGGGCUGAUAUGACUCAACUUUGCCGUGAAGCAGCACUUGGUCCAAUUCGCAGCAUGCAGUUUGGCGACAUCGCCACCAUCACCCCUGAUCAGGUGCGACCCAUACUCUACUGUGAUUUUCAGGAGGCACUUAAGACUGUACGACCUAGUGUGUCUACCAAAGACCUACAGCUCUAUGAAGAGUGGAACAAGACCUUUGGCUGUGGACGAUGAAGAUUUAUCCUCAUGUUCUUGUUAAAUGUUUUGAGGGUUUAGUAUUUUCAUGUGUACUGUUAUGAAUUAUAUUAUAUGCAGUUUGCUUCAA
Messenger RNA from Trichomycterus rosablanca, 2136 nucleotides. It is a transcript of the gene fignl1, whose product is annotated as fidgetin-like 1. Gene Ontology annotation, molecular function: ATP binding; ATP hydrolysis activity; microtubule severing ATPase activity. The transcript is spliced from 2 exons. The record is from RefSeq and is a predicted model, not a curated record. Lineage: Eukaryota; Metazoa; Chordata; Actinopteri; Siluriformes; Trichomycteridae. The coding region runs from base 99 to 2045 and encodes 648 amino acids.